CUCCAGAUCAGCACUCUCUCUCUCUCCGUCUCUGCGCUUGGAUCCACGCGAGCCCCAUACAUACCCCCCAUCCCCCCUGCAUUCUCGGAGUCCAUCUCUCCCUCCUGCGACGCUAUAGAGAGAGAUAGAGAGAGAGAGAGAGAGAGAGAGGGAGAAAGGCAGGGAGAAACAGAGCGUUUUCUUUCUGUUCCAGGGGAAGGAAAGGAAGAUCUCCGCCCGAAGGCAGAAAGGGAAAAGCGAAAAAGAAAAAGGAGAAAGAUGAUGCAGAGAGGGAUCGCCAGGACCACCCGAAGGGCAUUAUCGGGAUCUUGCUCCUCCUCCUCCUCCUCCUCGUCCCGCCACCACCAACGCCCCCGCUUCGUCUCCUCCUCUGAGGCCGCCCAGAAGGUGGAGCGGGAGAGUGAUCUGCCCAGAAUGCCCCCCUUCGACUACUCCCCUCCGCCCUACUCCGGCCCCUCCGCGGCCGAGAUCCUCGCCAAGCGCCAGCAGUACCUCAGCCCCUCCAUGCACUGCUUUUACCAAAAACCCCUGAACGUGGUGGAAGGGAAGAUGCAGUACCUGUUCGACGAUACCGGCAGGAGGUACCUGGAUGGGUUCGGCGGGAUUGCCACCGUGUCCUGCGGGCACUGCCACCCGGACGUGGUCGCCGCCAUCGUCGACCAGACCCGCCGCAUCCAGCACUCCACCAUCCUCUAUCUGAACCCCGCCAUCGCCAACUUCGCCGAGGCCCUCGCCUCCAAGCUCCCCGGUGACCUCAACGUGGUGUUUUUCACGAACUCGGGGACGGAGGCGAACGAGCUGGCGAUGAUGAUAGCGAGGCUGUACACCGGUAGCCACGACAUAAUAUCGCUGAGGAAUGCGUACCACGGGAACGCUGCCGGGACCAUGGGCGCCACGGCCUCGAGCAGCUGGAAGUUUAACGUCAUACAGAGUGGAAUUCAUCACGCCUUAAACCCAGACCCCUACAGAGGUGUUUUCGGUUCAGAUGGAGAGAAGUAUGCCAAAGAUGUCCAAGACCUCAUCAAUUUUGGCACUUGUGGCAAUGUGGCUGGUUUCAUGUCUGAAUCUAUACAGGGCGUGGGAGGCAUUAUUGAAUUGGCCCCAGGUUACUUGCCCGCUGCAUAUAGCAGCAUCAGGAAAGCUGGUGGCCUUUGUAUUGCUGAUGAAGUUCAAGCUGGAUUCGCUCGCACCGGGAGUCACUUUUGGAGUUUUGAAUCCCAGGGGGUUGUGCCAGACAUUGUCACAAUGGCAAAGGCCAUUGGAAAUGGUAUUCCUCUCGGAGCGGUGGUGACUACUCCCAAAAUUGCCGAGGUGCUGACCCGUCGCAAUUAUUUCAAUACCUUUGGUGGCAACCCGGUCUGCACUGCUGCCGGGCUAGCUGUGUUGAAUGUGAUCGAGAAAGAUAAACUUCAGGAGAACGCCCAUGUUGUGGGGUCCCAUCUGAAAAACAGACUGACAUCGCUCAUGGACAAAUACGAAAUUAUUGGGGAUGUGAGGGGUCAGGGGCUGAUGCUUGGAGUCGAACUUGUUUCUGAUCGCAAGUUGAAAACUCCCGCAAGUGCUGAAACUCUACAUGUGAUGGACCAAAUGAAAGAGAUGGGUGUACUGAUCGGCAAAGGAGGGUACUACGGAAAUGUGUUCCGAAUCACGCCACCGCUGUGCAUCACCAAAGAAGAUGCAGAUUUCCUGGUGGACGCGAUGGAUCAUACGCUGUCAAAGAUGUAAAGUGCCUGAAAAUGUAAAUCUUUACAUAAGCAUCUGCGUAAUCUGUCACGGAUUGAUCUUUCUACUGCUGUAUAUUGGUAUGCAUGCUUCUGGUUAUUCCUGUUGUUAUCAUACAUAGGGUCUGCACAUUCGACUGGCAGCUGGCCCAUCCAGUGGUGAGUCAACAACUCGUUGUCUCUCUGAACCAAUAAAAAAAAAUAAGCUCCGAUGUUGUUUCUUUUCUU
Messenger RNA from Eucalyptus grandis, 1949 nucleotides. RefSeq names its product alanine--glyoxylate aminotransferase 2 homolog 3, mitochondrial. Lineage: Eukaryota; Viridiplantae; Streptophyta; Magnoliopsida; Myrtales; Myrtaceae. Gene Ontology annotation, molecular function: transaminase activity; pyridoxal phosphate binding. The coding region runs from base 259 to 1725 and encodes 488 amino acids. The record is from RefSeq and is a predicted model, not a curated record. Gene Ontology annotation, cellular component: mitochondrion. The transcript has 9 exons.